Austrofundulus limnaeus is the source of this 1578-nucleotide messenger RNA. It is a transcript of the gene rell1, whose product is annotated as RELT like 1. NCBI's taxonomy places the organism in Eukaryota, Metazoa, Chordata, Actinopteri, Cyprinodontiformes, Rivulidae. Gene Ontology annotation, biological process: positive regulation of p38MAPK cascade. Gene Ontology annotation, cellular component: plasma membrane. The coding region runs from base 247 to 999 and encodes 250 amino acids. The record is from RefSeq and is a predicted model, not a curated record. The transcript has 8 exons.
GCGUGUUUACGGGCGAUGCUAACGAAGCCGGAAGUAUCCGUGGGUGAAUCCUCUCGCUCUUCUUGGUACGCUACUACUCUUCGUUGAAGGUUUUAAACUAGGCGUUUCCGCUCUCCGCGAGGCAGGAAAUAUGUUCGUCUUUCCAUCUGGUCCCUCCUUUGCGGCAAUUUGACCAGUGUCUGCUCUCGGACACUACGGUGGUUUGUUGGACUUCCCAGCACCAGGCAGACGCGGUCCUCUUUGUCAAUGGCGAAUGUAACAAUAAAUACGUCGGGGAAAGACCUGGAUCCAGGAAAACCYGAAGGAGGAGCAGGCAGAGCCAACUACGUUGCAUUUGCGCUGGUGCCAACUUUCUUCGUUCUGGGCCUCAUCGGGGUGYUGAUCUGCCACAUGUUGAAGAAGAAGGGCUACAGGUGCACCACGGCCCAGGACGACGAGGAUGAGGAGUGUAAAGAGGAUUUGGAUCCAGAGCAAGGUGGAGAGAUGAACGACACCUUCGGUGAAAACGAUACAGUUGGACACAUUAUCCACUACAUCAUGAAAAAUGAAGCAAACUCGGAUGCCCUCAAAGCCAUGGUUCAAGACAACAGCAUCGAUUCAGAUGGGCCGCCGCUCACCCCCACCUCCAUGGGGUCCUUGUCCCCAUCGAUGACCCCCGUUUCACCAGGAGCCCCUCCGGCAGCAGCCAAGCACACCUGCAACCACCUGCACACCAUCGGCGGCCUGGGCGGCCAGGCCAACAUCUGCACUCGCUGCAGCCAGAAAAAAUGGCCGCUGAUGAGGAAGCCGUCGGCCCGCAAGCCGGAGCAGCGCCGCAGUCAUCUGGGAGAGGUCACGGUCCUGGCUGUGGGCAGGUUUCGUGUGACAAAGUGUGAAAAACCAGCGAGGGAUCGGAAGACUCUUCUGGUGAUGGACUCCAACGGGAGCGUUCCUUCAACGCCCACAGGAGCGGCAGCCCACAGCCGGACCACGUCAGAGUCCCAACAGGAGCAAACAUAACGUAAAACCAAGAGAAUCGAUAAACUCCAGCUUUUCCAAAUCAAGAGCCGGAGCAACACCCGGACGCUUUACACAAAACAACAAGAACAUUGAAAUAUCAGCAGAGGAGGGAUGAACUGAGUUGUCGCUCCACAGGAAGUGAGCACUGAGGCUGGAGGAGAGCACAUGAUGGUUUGAAACCCACCCUCCGGUGGCUGCAGUGGAGUCGCAGCAGUGCCCUGCUCAGUGGCAUUACAGCAGGACAGGAGCCUGACGCCACGAUGUGAGCUGAGCUUCCCUAGAACUUUAGUCGUCUUACUCAGCAUGUUCAAGUGGUCCAAAAGACUUUUGUGUGUGUGUGUGUGUGUGUGUGUGUGACCAGUUUCAGUUAUAAAACUCCAAACAGAAACAGGAUUAGUUAGUGUUAGUGUUGGUAAUAACUUACUAACGGUUUAUCUACGUUUCAAGAUUUCUCAUAGUUUGGGUUUUUGUAUUUUAAAAAGAAGUCCUUGAUUUAUUUUAAUGUCAGUCAUAUCUCAAUAAAGAACUCUCAGAACUCUAAUAAUAAACACUGAACACAACUUCUUCAGGCGCCGAGAA